GGUGCGGGGCCACCAGUCAGCCACGUCGUCCUCUCUUUCCCAGCGAUCUCUCCCUCUCCUCUAUCCUCACGACAGCCGCGGCAGCCAUGGCGGCCGCGCUCCUCCGCCGCGCGCUCCACCUCCGCCGCGUCCUCCCUUCGCCCUCGUCCCCCCUCCCCGCCUCCUCCGCCCACCGCCUCCUCUCCGCCUUCGCCACCACAGCGUCCCAGCAGAACGCCGCCACCGCCGUGGACCUCUCCUCCGACGAGAGCCGCCGCCGCCUCGUCAACAGGCUGGUGUACCGGAGCAAGCAGAGGGGAUUCCUGGAGCUGGACCUGGUGCUGGGGAGCUGGGUCGAGCAGCACGUCCACGCCAUGGACGAGGCCAACAUCCGCGCACUACUGCAAGUGCUCGACAUCGAGAACCCAGAUUUGUGGAAAUGGCUUACUGGUCAGGAGCAACCACCCGAAGAUCUGAACACUAAUCAUGUGUUUGCUGCCAUCAAGUCGAAAAUCACAGAAAACCUGGCCAAGCAUGCUUCUCCAGAGACCCGAUCAACGCCAGGUCAGCCAUGGGUAAGAGGAUGGGAUGACAUUUCGAAAGGCAAAGAUGGACCAAAGUACGGAAACCAGUGAUGAGAUGCCUGAAAGAGAGAUGUCACUUUUAUGUCCUAAAUAAAAUCCAUCUCUUUUCUGCCCAUGUAUGGUGUUUGUGUAGAAUAAAUUGAACUGCGGCAGGCAUGUCUAACAUGCGUCCUCGUGUGUUGAAGUUAUCUGGAGAAUUGGUUUGUCUCUAUCGAUGUGUGGUAAUAGUGCUCUGUAUACUUUCAUAAUCUUAGUGAAGCAUGGCCCUCGUUGUUCCAGACAGUUCCAGGGUAGGGUCUUACCAUCUCGGUUUACUGCUGCAAGUGUUCUUGUAUUCUUAGCUUGUUUAUAUUGGCAAUUGACGGAGCAUCUGGAUUGAAACUUCA
Messenger RNA from Phragmites australis (common reed), 949 nucleotides. Its product is annotated as succinate dehydrogenase assembly factor 2, mitochondrial-like. Gene Ontology annotation, cellular component: mitochondrion. The transcript has 4 exons. The record is from RefSeq and is a predicted model, not a curated record. Bases 87 to 614 code for a protein of 175 amino acids. Gene Ontology annotation, biological process: tricarboxylic acid cycle; mitochondrial electron transport, succinate to ubiquinone; protein-FAD linkage. NCBI's taxonomy places the organism in Eukaryota, Viridiplantae, Streptophyta, Magnoliopsida, Poales, Poaceae.